AAUACCGCACCUCCGCCUUCGUCAUUCGAUGAGAACAAGGACUUCUAUGAAGAGUCAAGAUGGGCGAAGAUGAAGAGAAGGUUGGUGGAGGAGCCUUUGAUUCCACUUGGUUGCGCCUUGACUUGCUGGGCACUAUAUGAAGCGACACGAUCGAUAAGAGCUGGCGACAAACACAAGACGAAUAGAAUGUUCCGUCGACGUAUUUACGCUCAGGGGUUCACAAUCGUAGCCAUGCUUGCUGGAUCAGCAUACUGGAAAGGCGACCGUGAGAAGCGGAAGCAGUAUGAUGGACUCGUGGAGGAGAAACAAAAGAAGGAGCGCCAUGCAGCGUGGCUGAGAGAAUUGGAGAUUCGUGAUGAGGAAGAGCAG
This is a messenger RNA of Pseudocercospora fijiensis CIRAD86, 369 nucleotides long. RefSeq lists its product as uncharacterized. NCBI's taxonomy places the organism in Eukaryota, Fungi, Ascomycota, Dothideomycetes, Mycosphaerellales, Mycosphaerellaceae. The transcript is spliced from 2 exons. The record is from RefSeq and is a predicted model, not a curated record. The annotation marks the transcript as partial. Gene Ontology annotation, cellular component: mitochondrion. Gene Ontology annotation, biological process: mitochondrial respirasome assembly.